Molecule: messenger RNA, 910 nt
Organism: Parathielavia appendiculata
Lineage: Eukaryota; Fungi; Ascomycota; Sordariomycetes; Sordariales; Chaetomiaceae
Exons: 1
Coding region: 362-796 (144 amino acids)
Source: RefSeq, a predicted model, not a curated record
CUCCGGGCGAGAAGGAAAAGGCUGCAAGACGAGAGGUUGGCCAUCUUUGCAAGACGCUUUCAAGGUGUGUAAAAAACACAGGACGAGAGAGCCUACAGGUACGUCGAAGCAACCGAACCUGGCUGCUCGCUCAUUCUGACCUACUCUUACCAUUUCUUCCCUCAAUUCUGCCCGCUCCUUUCCGGAUUUCAUCACCUAGCACCACCACAGGCACCGGCAGCAUCGCCUAUGCGAGCAAACAACCCAGAGCAGCUGAAGAGUGUACCCCAGCGGCAAAGAGGGUAAAAGGUGGAGACCAAUGUCAUGGAGUCUAGGCCGGCGAGUAUCUUUGGUCGGCCUGCCGCAGCAACUCCCACUUCAAAUGCCGCUGGUGGUCUCCUUGGUUCAGCAGUUCCCGCUGUCAACACCACCCGUAGUCUCUUUGGCUCAGCAGCUCCGGCUUCAAAUGCCACCGCCACCACCACCGCCAGUCUCUGUGGGUCUGCAGCCCCAAUACCAAUGGGAGGACUGGGUUCUCGGGUUAGUCUCACGAAUACGCCACGAGCCAGUGGGAUACCACUCCGAUCCACUCGAGACAGGCACAGGACAGAAGUGGAAGCUUGAGGAGCCUGAAUUACCCGGGCAUGGAACUUGUUUCGUCAUCCGAGGUGUGUGUUGUUUCGGUAUCAUUAUCACAGAUCAGAACGGAGGGGUUGAUAGAUUUCUCGAUAAUAUUGGUCAUCAGGAGAAGUAUAGGGGCUUUUCAAGGGAGGAGCUGAAACUCAAAUGGCUUGUUUCACAGGGUCGUUUCUCUUAGGGUGUUGUUGCUGCACCUAUGCAUGAGGUGUGCCGGAACAUUUGUUUGGCCAGGUUGUACGGUCAUUGUGUAGGUAAUAUGAUGGACGGAUACAUUUGUUCGCCUGCUAGUUAC